GUCAAAGCGACCGAAAUCGGUAAUAAAGAGGGUAGCAGAGUGCUGCUGGCAACAGUGACCAGUCUAAGUGCGCUUGCUACGGACAUGCUUACGCUAGUCGCGUUGUGUGUUGCUCUGCUGCUCCUGCUGUGGUGGUUCUGCACUGCCACUAGCAGCCGUCAGAACAAAUCCAAGUUGUCUUCGACAAUAAACGGUCCUAAGCCCUGGCCCGUGAUCGGCUCCCUGCAUUUGCUCGGCACCCAUGAGACCCCGUUCCAGGCCUUUACGGCCCUCAGCAAACUCUACGGUGACAUCUUCAGCAUCAAUUUAGGAUCGUCGCGCUGUGUCGUUGUCAACAACCUUGAUCUUAUUAGGGAAGUGCUCAUCACCAAAGGCAGUGACUUUGGCGGAAGGCCCGAUUUUCUGCGCUUCCACAAACUGUUCGGAGGAGACAGAAACAACUCUCUUGCCCUUUGCGACUGGUCAGCUCUGCAGAAAACAAGAAGGAGCAUCGCCAGGACCUAUUGUUCGCCACGAUUCACCUCUCUGCAAUACGACACCGUAUCGCAAGUGGGCAUCGACGAAAUGAACGUUUUCAUUAAAGAACUACAAAAACUACCCACAGAACAACCGUGCGACAUCAAGCCUGUAGUACUGGCGGCUUGUGCGAACAUGUUCACGCAAUACAUGUGCUCGACAAGCUUCUCCUAUGAUGACAGGGAGUUCCAAAAAGCUGUACGAUUCUUCGACGAAAUAUUUUGGGAGAUAAACCAGGGCUACGCCGUCGAUUUUCUGCCGUGGCUUUUACCAAUUUACAAAGGCCACAUGGAAAAAAUAUCCAACUGGGCCAAAGAGAUCCGUCAAUUUAUCCUAUCGAGAAUCAUCGAUAAACAUCGUUCUACCUUGGACUACAACAGCCCGCCAAGAGACUUUACAGACGCCCUCCUAAUGCAUCUGGAAGAAGACCCGAACAUGAACUGGGAACACAUCAUUUUCGAGUUGGAAGACUUUAUCGGUGGUCAUUCCGCCAUAGGAAACCUAGUUAUGGUUACUUUGGCCUCCAUAGUCAACCACCCUGAAGUGGGAAACCGCAUUCAAAAAGAAAUUGACACCGUCACCCGUGGAACUAGACUGCCGAAUCUCUUCGAUAAAGCCGCGAUGCCCUACACUGAAGCCACAAUCUGGGAAACAUUGCGUAAGGCUUCCUCCCCGAUAGUGCCCCAUGUGGCUUCGUGCGACACCGAGAUAGACGGCUUCACAGUGGAAAAAGGCACGUUGAUCUUCAUCAACAACUACGAGUUGAAUUUGGGCGAGCAAUAUUGGGUCGAUCCCGAAGAGUUCAGGCCCGAAAGGUUUCUAACGGCAUCUGGCAACGUGGUUAAACCCGCUCACUUCAUACCCUUCAGCACUGGCAAAAGGACGUGCAUCGGCCAAAGGCUCGUACAAUGUUUUAGCUUUCUAAUAGUGACCACUUUGCUUCAGCAAUACAAUCUUGCCACCAACGGCGUGGCUAAGACCAAGCCCGGUUGUGUGGCAGUACCUCCUGACUGCUUUAAGUUCAUCCUAACACCGCGAACGAAAGAUGAUCAUUAAGUGAUCAAUUUUUUGCACCAAAAUGCACCUGAUGAGUUUGUAGCUUUUAAUCAUUUAAUUCUUUUUCCGAAUCUUAUACUUAGAAUUGGUGCUAAGCUUAAGUUUUUUGGUCUUGAGAAUUAAUCUUAAUUGAUGACUUUGGUCUGAGUGUUCAACCCAACUAGCAUCAAUAAUGGUAACAGGUUUUACGGCUACAUAUGUACUGAC
Brassicogethes aeneus is the source of this 1779-nucleotide messenger RNA. NCBI's taxonomy places the organism in Eukaryota, Metazoa, Arthropoda, Insecta, Coleoptera, Nitidulidae. The record is from the annotation of a GenBank genome assembly.